AUGGCAAUCGUCGCAGUCGCAGGAGGUACCGGUAACGUGGGCCGCGCCGUUGUUGAUGCAAUUGUGGCCACCGGCAAGCAUCAAGUUAAGGUCCUUGCCCGAAAGGCCAAUCCCGAUCUUGAGGCAGAAAUCGGCGUGCCCAUUAUCCCCGUCGACUAUUCCGACGUCGAUGCCCUCGCCAGAGUCCUCGAAGACAACAACAUCGACACCGUGGUAUCGGGAAUCGCCAUGCACAGCGCCGACGGAACUAGGCCAAGCGAGGUCGAACUGAUCCGAGCUGCCGAUCUAUCCAAAACCACCAAGCGACUGGUCUCGAGCGGGUGGGGCGUGCCUGUGGAGGACGAACGCACCGGCACGAUCACGUCGACACUGCACAAGAUCAAUGCCAAGAAAGAGUUGCAGAAGACCAAGAACCUCGAGCAUACCGUCUUCCACGUCGGUUACUUUAUGGACUACUGGGGCUUCCCUGGUGUCAAGUCCUACAUGGCCCGAAUGCCGCUGGUGUUCUGGCUGGACAUGGUCAACAACGCGGCCGCCAUCCCCGGAUCCGGCAACACGCCCAUCAUUUUCACCCACACCUCCGAUGUCGGCAAGUUUGUUGCUGCCAGCCUGGACCUCCCCAAAUGGGAACCCGAUACAUUCGUCUACGGCGACAGAGUGACGUGGAAUGAGUUUCUUCACUUGGCCGAGGAGGCUAAAGGAACCAAGUUCAACGUCGCCUACGACAACGAGGAGAAACUCAAGCUGGGCCAGACGACUGAACUUCCUGGUCAGGUGCCGCUGUACGCCUUCUUUCCCAAGCCAGCCCUGCAUGGCAUGGCCGCCGCUUUCGGUCUGUGGUUCGAGGGCGGUGUCUUGGACAUGAAACCCGCAAGCUUCUUGAACGAGACUUUCCCGGAGCUCAAGCCGCUAGGGGUGAAGGAGAUGCUGGACAAGUCGUGGAAGAAAUAA
Molecule: messenger RNA, 951 nt
Organism: Lasiosphaeria miniovina
Lineage: Eukaryota; Fungi; Ascomycota; Sordariomycetes; Sordariales; Lasiosphaeriaceae
Exons: 4
Coding region: 1-951 (316 amino acids)
Source: RefSeq, a predicted model, not a curated record